Magnolia sinica is the source of this 1577-nucleotide messenger RNA. RefSeq lists its product as uncharacterized. NCBI's taxonomy places the organism in Eukaryota, Viridiplantae, Streptophyta, Magnoliopsida, Magnoliales, Magnoliaceae. Bases 102 to 1214 code for a protein of 370 amino acids. Gene Ontology annotation, molecular function: calcium ion binding. The transcript is spliced from 8 exons. The record is from RefSeq and is a predicted model, not a curated record. Gene Ontology annotation, cellular component: endoplasmic reticulum.
AAAACGCGAGUUGCAAUCCUAGAACACCAUCAGCUUUCCUUCUCUAGCCAGAUCUCUUUCUGAAAAAACGAGAGAAGGAAGAAAGAAGAAGAAGAAGAGCGAUGGGAAAUGCCUCAACGCUCCUUCUCUACACAACCAUAGCAAUCUUCCUUCUCCUAUUUAUCUUCUUCUCCCCCAAGCAACCUCACCGCCCCAAUCGCCGCCUCAAGCUCCGGUCCUCCUCCUUCGACGACCGCCACCGUCGCCAACACUCUCCGAUCCCCUUCGACCCUAUCAUCGCCAAUAUAGAGCGCCAUCGCGAAGCAAAGGAAUGGGAGCGCCAGUACUUCCAGGAGCACUACAAGGAGUUCGUCGAUGCCGCCCCUGCACACGAGUCCCAGCCCGAGUGGGAAGAUUUCAUGAACGCCGAGGACUACCUCAACGACGAGGACCGGUUCAAUAUCACCAACCGGCUUGUCGUUCUCUUCCCGAGCCUCGACGUGGAUCCGACCGAUGGGUUCGUGAGCCUCAACGAGCUGUUGGAGUGGCAUCUGAAGACGGCGCGGAAAGACGUGAUCCAUCGGUCGUAUAGGGAUAUGCAGGUGCAUGAUAAGAAUCACGACGGGUUUGUUUCAUUGCAGGAGUAUGAGCCGCCGGCAUGGGCCCGGCAUUCUUCCUCCGACAAUAACACUUACGAUAUAGGUUGGUGGAAAGAGGAUCACUUUAAUGCUUCAGAUGCGGAUGGGGAUGGUCUUCUAAAUCUUACUGAGUUUAAUGACUUCUUACACCCAGCUGAUACUGAUAACCAGAGGCUGCUUCAAUGGUUGUGCACAGAGGAAAUAAGGGAAAGAGAUACUGACAAAGACGGGAAACUGAACUUAAAGGAAUUUUUCCAUGGACUAUUUGAUUCUAUACGAGACUAUGAUGAAGUAAGUGACAACUCCUCACAUCAAUCUAAUGAUUCGAUGGAGGGUGCGGCUACACUUUUGUUUACCGAUCUGGACCGAGACAAGGAUUGGUAUUUGUCAGCAGAUGAGCUGCUACCUGUAAUUGAUAAACUUCACCCAUCAGAGCAUUACUAUGCAAAACAACAGGCAGAUUACAUCAUGUCACAGGCUGAUACAGAUAAGGAUGGGCGCCUUAGCUUGAAAGAAAUGAUUGAGAACCCAUAUACAUUUUAUAGCGCAAUUUUCAGCGAUGAAGAAGAUUAUUCAUAUCAUGAUGAGUUCCGUUAACGACAUUCCAGAUUGUAUACCCACCUUGCAGGAUUGUAACAACCUCGUAGGAUUCAUAUUCUUUUUGUUUUUUCAAAGACUCACUGCAGUAUAAAUAUUUAAAAGCAUGCUGGCAACUGGCCUUGGCAUUUCCUUGAUGUGUUCCAUGGUUAAAGAGAUUUCAGUUCCGAAAUAUAUUUACAUUGGAUUGCAAGUUUGUAUGAGAACAAUCAGGUCCACUUUGGUCGUUUAGGUUUCAGAUUUUCCAUUUAUUGCCAUUCACAUAUACACCUCUCAAACAUCAAAUAGAAUCUAUGUACCAUAAAACAUCAUCUCUGAAUAGAAUGCACAACGAAUGGAUAUUCUGGAGUUUUAUUUGUGGUA